AUGCUUCGAGCAGUUAGUUCAUCAUCAGUCAGCGCAGCUCGCUGUGCGUCAACAGCAGCGAAAUCUCGUAAUCUUCCAAAUAUUGUGCUCGUCGAUGCGGUCAGAACUCCUUUCGUUGUUUCCGGAACAGUUUUCAAAGAUCUUAUGGCUGUUGAUUUGCAAAAAGAGGCAAUCAAAGCAUUGGUUGAACGCACAAAAUUGCCAUACGAGCAAUUGGAUCAUAUUAUCUGUGGAACUGUUAUUCAAGAAUGCAAAACCAGUAAUAUUGCAAGAGAAGCUGCUUUGAUGGCUGGAGUUCCGGAUAAAAUCCCAGCUCAUACUGUCACUUUGGCUUGUAUUUCAUCAAAUGUUGCCUUGACAACUGGAAUGGGAAUGUUGGCAACUGGAAAUGCAAAUGCUAUGAUUGCUGGAGGAGUUGAAUUAUUAUCCGAUGUUCCAAUCAGAUAUAACAGAAAGGUUUUCUAUUGGAGAAGAUUCCUCAAGUGAAAUAAAAUAAAAUAAAUUUCAGGCUCGUAAAGCUAUGCUCGGGAUGAACAAGGCGAAAGAUGUUCCAUCAAAACUUAAAAUCGGAGGAGAAAUCGUCAAAAAUUUGUUGUCACCCGAACUUCCAGCCGUUGCUGAAUUCUCAACUGGUGAAACUAUGGGACACAGUGGUGAUCGUCUUGCAGCCGCUUUCAAUGUUUCUCGACGGGAACAAGACGAAUUUGCGAUCCGUUCCCAUACCCUUGCUGAUAAAGCAGCGAAAGCCGGAAAAUUCACUGAUGUCAUCCCAGUUUUCUUAGACGGAAAGAAACCAAAAACAAUCAGCGAAGAUAAUGGAAUUCGUGUCUCAACUAUCGAGAAACUUUCAAGUUUAAAGCCUGCUUUCGUUAAACCACAUGGAACUGUUACUGCUGCAAAUGCUUCUUAUUUGACUGAUGGAGCAUCAGCUGCUCUUAUUAUGACUGAAGAAUAUGCAUUGGCUAAUGGAUACAAACCAAAAGCUUAUUUGAGAGAUUAUUUGUAUGUUGCUCAGGUUAGAUAUUAAUUUUUUUCAAAAAAUCUUCCAAAAAUACUGUUUUUCAGGAUCCAAAAGAUCAACUUUUGCUCUCACCAGCCUACGUAAUUCCGAAACUUUUGGACAAAGCCGGACUUAAAUUGCAAGAUAUUGAUGUUUUCGAAAUCCACGAGGCUUUCGCUGGACAAGUUUUGGCAAAUCUCAACGCAAUGGACAGUGAAUAUUUCUGCACAGAACAAAUGAAACGCUCUGGAAAAUUCGGACGUGUUCCCAUGGAAAAAUUGAAUCUUUGGGGAGGAUCUCUUUCAAUCGGACAUCCAUUUGGUGCAACUGGAGUUCGUCUCGCAACACAUUCAGCGCAUAGACUGAAAGAAGAAAAAGGACAAUAUGCUGUGAUUGCUGCAUGCGCUGCUGGAGGUCAUGGAGUUGGAAUGUUGAUUGAAGCUUAUGGAAAAUAA
Molecule: messenger RNA, 1455 nt
Organism: Caenorhabditis angaria
Lineage: Eukaryota; Metazoa; Nematoda; Chromadorea; Rhabditida; Rhabditidae
Source: the annotation of a GenBank genome assembly